Lycium barbarum (goji berry) is the source of this 1121-nucleotide messenger RNA. Its product is annotated as proteasome subunit alpha type-2-A-like. NCBI's taxonomy places the organism in Eukaryota, Viridiplantae, Streptophyta, Magnoliopsida, Solanales, Solanaceae. Gene Ontology annotation, cellular component: proteasome core complex; proteasome core complex, alpha-subunit complex. Gene Ontology annotation, biological process: ubiquitin-dependent protein catabolic process. The coding region runs from base 191 to 898 and encodes 235 amino acids. The record is from RefSeq and is a predicted model, not a curated record. The transcript has 12 exons.
UAUUUUUGACCAAUAAUAAUAAUAACAAAUAAAUCCAAUUUCUUUUUCCCCAAGCCUACUCCAACACUACCUAUUUCUGCUUCGAAAAAAAAAAAAAACAAUUGUGCUAUUUCGCCGGUAACUCUUCGUCGCUACCGUUACAUUUAACUGCCGAAAUCCGGGUCUCGAUUGAAGACUAGCAUUUAAUCCAAUGGGUGAUAGUCAGUACUCUUUCUCGCUUACCACUUUCAGUCCAUCUGGAAAGCUGGUUCAGAUUGAACAUGCCUUGACCGCAGUUGGAUCAGGUCAAACGUCACUGGGGAUUAAAGCUGCUAAUGGUGUUGUAAUUGCAACUGAGAAGAAAUUACCAUCCAUCCUUGUUGAUGAAACAUCUGUGCAAAAGAUUCAGACUUUGACACCAAAUAUUGGAGUAGUUUACAGCGGCAUGGGCCCUGAUUCUCGAGUUUUGGUGCGAAAAAGUAGAAAGCAGGCUGAGCAAUAUUAUCGACUCUAUAAAGAACCAAUACCUGUCACGCAAUUGGUGAGGGAAACUGCUGCUGUCAUGCAGGAAUUCACACAAUCAGGUGGUGUAAGGCCAUUCGGUGUUUCACUCUUGGUUGCGGGAUAUGAUGACAAGGGUCCUCAACUAUAUCAGGUAGAUCCAUCAGGUUCUUACUUCUCUUGGAAGGCUUCGGCCAUGGGGAAGAAUGUGUCUAAUGCGAAGACAUUUCUAGAGAAGAGGUACACUGAGGAAUUGGAACUUGAUGAUGCUGUACACACUGCUAUACUGACCCUGAAGGAGGGAUUUGAGGGUCAGAUCUCUGGAAAAAACAUCGAGAUUGGCAUCAUUGGCAAUGACAAAGUAUUCAGAGUUCUCACACCAGCUGAAAUAGAUGAUUAUCUACAAGAAGUAGAAUAGACUCUUUUCGUGUCUAGGAUGUUGACGAAUUUAGUUGUCAGGAAAAAAGCACUGUGGAGUUUGAUAUGGCAAAACUAUCUGAGAAUCUUGUUGAACUUUCUUUGUUUUGUUUUAUUUUUCCUUGUUACAGUUUGAUUAUGGCAAAAAUAUGAGGAUAAUCUUUGACUUUCCUUUCUUACAGUUUGGUCUUUUAUCAAAACUAACUUAAUUGUGGUUGUUCCUA